AUAUUAUUCGUUCCGUUACCGCACUUCUAGGCUUCACUGUGCGAUUGACACUCAUUGCGGGCAUUAGGAGCCAUCGAAAACUGCGUCGUCUUGAGUGUCAUCCUAUUUGCUUUUCAACUUUCUAGACGCUCGGGAACCACCCCAAGCAGUUGCCGCCGACCGCGGCUCGGUGUUUAUUUCACCCAUAUGUAAGUUCGCAAUAUUUCAGCUUGUUACAAAAUCCUGACAUAAUCAUGGUACUCUCAGCUUUCGUCGCGGAUCCGGGAGCGGGACCCAGCAGCGCUCCAGACCAAGGUUGGCCCGUGCACUCAAACUUGGGGGAUAUGGGGGACCUUUCCAACCAGAGCCCCAACAGAGGUGAAAACCCAGCAGCGUGUGCCACGGCCUCACGGCCUGCCUCAGCAAGACCAGGAUCGGCGCGACCUGGGUCAGCCCGGCCUGCAGCGGUAAGAGCUGCAGUUGCGAGGGCUGCAAGUGCCUCAACUGCGGAGAGACCUGCCACCACUCCCGCAACGAUUCGACAGAGCAGCAACGACGAGGUUGGCCACGACAUCUUGAAGUCACAAAGGGCAAUAUUGGAGAAGCUUGACUUGCUGGUCAGUGCACAGCAGGGCCUGCUGGCAACGCAGCAGCAGCUCCUAGUGACGCACCAGCAAUUGGUGUCGCUGAAGGCUCACAAAUAUGGUGUACACUUUGACGACAAGUCUUCCUGA
Messenger RNA from Ixodes scapularis (black-legged tick), 713 nucleotides. RefSeq lists its product as uncharacterized. Bases 234 to 713 code for a protein of 159 amino acids. The record is from RefSeq and is a predicted model, not a curated record. The transcript is spliced from 4 exons. Lineage: Eukaryota; Metazoa; Arthropoda; Arachnida; Ixodida; Ixodidae.